Molecule: messenger RNA, 378 nt
Organism: Ostertagia ostertagi
Lineage: Eukaryota; Metazoa; Nematoda; Chromadorea; Rhabditida; Trichostrongylidae
Source: the annotation of a GenBank genome assembly
AUGACAGACGGUGGCACGAAUCAAUGGGAGCGGAAGGAUCUCGUAAACAAUGCGGCCUGCGCUGAUUUUAUCGAGGCACUAAAGUCGAUAUCAGACACGUGCACAACGCUGUAUCUCGCAGAACUUCCAACUCCGUUGAUGAUUCUGUUUUCCAAGAUCGCUCCUACUAGAAUCCUUCUUCAUUUCAGAGGACCCAGCGAGUCUCUUUUCGCCGAUCUGGCACCGGAUGAGCUAUGGCGUUCACUUCCUCGUCUGAAGAGAACCGUGAUACUAAUAGUGUUGCUGGCACUGACAUGCGUCUUCACAUUCAUUAUUGCCUCGCCUUUCAUCAAGAUAGCCGACGACGCAUCGAUGGAUAUGCUGGACACAGUUCGUAAU